AAUAGUCGUACCAAACAUAAACGUAAUUAAUAAGGCAAAUUAAUGCAAACAAUAAUACAAAUUCAUUUUCAUGCACAAAUGAAACUAAAUUACAACAACAACAACAAUGAUGAUGAUGAUGAUGACGACGACGACUACAACAACAACAACAAUAAACAGGCCACACACAUGCAGCAGCAGCAGCAGAAGAAGAGAGGGGGACAACAUUCAGGCAUUCAUUCAAGCAUUGAGGCAUUGAAACAUUCGACGUUUUUCAUGUCGAGCAGAAAAACGAGGAAAUCUACUUAAUCACGUUUAAUUAAGAGCACAACAACGAAUAACAAAAGAAAUAAGCAAUAAGGGACUGAGAAGCGAAGGCAAAGUCGAGUCGCAGCAGCCGUCGCGUCGCGACGCUUCUUGAAAAGUAGACGAGCAAGAGAGAGAGAGAGAGGGAGAGAGAAAGAGAGAGAGGGUCGAGGCCAGCCAGGAGGUUGCCAUUAAUAGCCAUGGGCACCGGACACUACUUCUGGGCGAUCUUUUACUUUGCCAGUCUGUGUAGCGCCUCACUAGCAAAUAAUGCCAAAAUAAAUUUCCGAGAAAAGGAGAAAAAAGUCUUAGAUCAAAUUUUAGGUGCAGGCAAAUACGAUGCCAGAAUACGACCGUCGGGAAUUAAUGGCACAGAGAAUUUGCCCACGUAUGUGUAUGUCAACAUGUUCCUACGCUCCAUAUCGAAAAUCGACGAUUACAAAAUGGAGUACAGCGUGCAGCUGACCUUCCGCGAACAGUGGACGGAUGAGCGUCUCAAGUUCGAUGAUAUACAGGGACGUCUGAAAUAUCUCACACUGACGGAGGCAAAUCGUGUCUGGAUGCCGGAUUUGUUCUUCUCCAACGAGAAGGAGGGUCAUUUUCACAACAUCAUUAUGCCAAAUGUUUAUAUACGCAUCUUUCCCAACGGUUCGGUGCUCUACAGCAUACGUAUCUCAUUGACAUUGGCCUGCCCAAUGAAUCUCAAACUAUAUCCGCUGGAUAGACAAAUCUGUUCACUACGCAUGGCGAGCUAUGGCUGGACCACCAAUGAUUUGGUCUUCCUAUGGAAGGAAGGUGAUCCGGUGCAAGUGGUUAAGAACUUACACCUACCUCGCUUUACACUGGAGAAGUUUUUGACUGAUUACUGUAACAGUAAAACCAACACGGGUGAAUACAGUUGCCUCAAAGUCGAUCUACUAUUCAAGCGAGAAUUCUCAUAUUACUUAAUACAAAUUUAUAUACCAUGCUGUAUGUUGGUCAUUGUCUCAUGGGUGUCAUUCUGGCUCGAUCAAGGCGCCGUGCCAGCACGUGUCUCAUUGGGUGUCACAACACUACUCACAAUGGCCACACAAACAUCGGGCAUUAAUGCCUCACUGCCGCCGGUAUCGUAUACGAAGGCGAUUGACGUCUGGACCGGGGUCUGUCUGACGUUUGUCUUUGGGGCACUGCUAGAAUUCGCGCUCGUGAACUAUGCCUCCCGUUCAGGUUUGAAUAAACCUAACAUGCAUAAGGAUAAUAUUAAAAAGAAAAGACGCGAUUUGGAGCAGGCCAGCUUAGAUGCUGCUUCAGAUCUGCUCGACACAGAUAGCAAUGCAACAUUCGCAAUGAAACCGCUGGUGCGCCAUCCUGCCGAUCCUUUGGCGCUCGAAAAACUGCGACAGUGCGAGGUUCACAUGCAGCCCCCGAAACGUCCGAACUGCUGUAAGACUUGGCUAUCGAAGUUCCCCACAAGACAAUGUUCUAGAUCGAAGAGAAUCGAUGUUAUAUCACGCAUCACCUUCCCGCUGGUCUUCGCGCUCUUCAAUCUGGUCUACUGGAGCACAUAUCUCUUCAGGGAGGAGGAGGAUGAGUAAAUGCCGUUACCUUUGUUAACUUACUUUACUAGAGACGUAUAUGGAACAGCAACCAAAGAUUGUACUAACCUAUUUCUUUCAUUUUUUUCUUUCAACCUUGUUUCCCUUCACGCUUUGGUUAUGAACUUUCUUACAUAACGCUUUGUUGGCUUCAUUUCACCUAUGAUUUGAUUCAUUGUACGAUUCGAUUCGAUUUGAUUCGAAACAAACAAUCAAACAAACAAUCAACUGAUUUGAUUGCACCUACAAAACUAAAGGACCUUCUAAAGCGCGUCUCUCUAUCUGUCACUCACUGUCAAAGGCUAUGUAGAAUCCAAGAUGAAAUUAUCUGCAGUACAUAUGUAUGUAUAUCGUGCGAUAUCUGCAUAUACGAGUAUAUAUAGUAAACACAUGUAUAUGCAUACUCGUCUAUGUUUGUGUUGGUCAAGGCACACACACACAAACAUACAAGUACACACCUAUACUAGUACGAGUACGACUACGAGUACGAGUAUGUAUGAAGGCACUUCCAAUGAAAACAAAAUAUGAAAUAUACAUAAUUCUAUAAAUUAAAUUGAUAUGCAAAUAAUUGUAAGAUAAGUUGAUCAAGUGUGACUGCGUAGUAGUUAAACGAAAAUUGGAAUGAGAAAACAAUUUAGAAAAUAUAUUAUAAAUCAAAAUCAAACAAUUACGCCAAGUUGGAAAACUUUCUCAUUUGGCGCGAUUUGCUGGCGUUUUUAAACGCGUGUAAUUCUUUGGUGUGAUUUUUUUGUUUUUUGUUUUGAUGAAACCAGAAAUCAGAAAUUGUUAUGUAAUUUAAUUACUUAUUUUUUAGCUAAUUAACAAGACGUUCUGUUGAGUUUAGACCAAUAAAUUGCGAACACACAACAUUGAUUUGUACUUAAGAAAUCGCUAAGUUAGUUGUAAAAAGUCGUAGAAUCCUUUUAAAUGACAACAACAGCAACAGCAACAAUAUAAGGCGAAUCUUCAGCGGACGUCGCUGGCGCCCGAUUUUGUAAAUAUGUCAUAAGUUUUAAGCGUAUUGCAAAACCAUAAAGUCUAGUUUAAAUAAUUGUAAAAAGCGUCUAGAUUAAUUAUUUAAGCUUAGUUUUAUAAAAAUAGAGGAAAACUCUCUCACAAACACACAAACACACACACACAGCUACAACUAAUCGACAUUGAAAAACUAGGAAAAUUAAAUGAUGUUCAACAAAUAAAUAAACUUUUAAGCAAAACAUGCAAAACGGUUUUGUGAAAUAAAAGAAAAUCCAAAAUGAAAAACAAAUACAAAUUUGAAGCACACUGCAAAA
Scaptodrosophila lebanonensis is the source of this 3148-nucleotide messenger RNA. RefSeq names its product glutamate-gated chloride channel (gene GluClalpha). Gene Ontology annotation, molecular function: neurotransmitter receptor activity; extracellular ligand-gated monoatomic ion channel activity; transmembrane signaling receptor activity. Lineage: Eukaryota; Metazoa; Arthropoda; Insecta; Diptera; Drosophilidae. Gene Ontology annotation, biological process: regulation of membrane potential; nervous system process; signal transduction. The transcript has 12 exons. Gene Ontology annotation, cellular component: synapse; neuron projection; membrane. The record is from RefSeq and is a predicted model, not a curated record. Bases 486 to 1859 code for a protein of 457 amino acids.